This is a messenger RNA of Silurus meridionalis, 1345 nucleotides long. It is a transcript of the gene qng1, whose product is annotated as chromosome 17 C9orf64 homolog. The record is from RefSeq and is a predicted model, not a curated record. NCBI's taxonomy places the organism in Eukaryota, Metazoa, Chordata, Actinopteri, Siluriformes, Siluridae. The transcript has 6 exons. The coding region runs from base 276 to 1295 and encodes 339 amino acids.
UAUGUCUGAAUGAAAGCACUUCGACCUUAUGGGCAACGAUCACAAAUGCAUACUGCUAAUAAACACGUUUACUAGUACACCAGACUAGUACACACCCAGUAUUAUACUUUGUAGUACGGAAGUGUGCAUUGUCUACCUGCUAUUUUCUAACUUCAUACUUCUGCACAUGCUCCUGUAGGACUUUUUCUUUUGGAUGCACCACUUGUCUUUCGGUCUGACUCGAUUUCUGGGUGGUGGUGGAUUCUGAGCGUAUCCCGUGAUCACCAAGUGUGAGAAUGGAGCAGCCACUGAUGCCUCGGGAAUCAGGCCAGUAUGUGGCGGAGAAGAGCCGGGACGUCUUUGUGGAUGAGGAAGGGGUUGAGAAGGUGGCCGAGAUGCUCUACAAGCUGCGAGACACUGAGGCGUUCACGGCUAGUGGCUGGAAGAUGAUGAACCCACUCGCUCCCUCUCCGGACACAGACGAAGCCAUUAACUGGGUUUUUGUGACGGACACUAUGAACUUCUCCUUCUGGCCUGAUAGAGAUGACCAGCAGUGUGAAGUGAAGCACAGAGGAACCACAUAUCGUGGUUACAUGUCUCUGUGUGCAGCUGUCACCAGGGCUAUGGACGAGGGUGUGCCUAUAACUGAUCCUGCCUACUUCUCCAAGAUGAGCGAGGCUGACCUGGCUAAUGUCCUUCGGUCAGAUAGCGACACACCCAUGCCCAUGGUGAAGGAGCGUCACCAGGCCCUCACUGAGGCCGGCCGUGUUCUCAUGCAGCAUGGCGGAUCUUUCAGGAGCUUCAUACGACCCGGGCAGGGUGAUGCUGAGAAAAUGAUGCGGUACAUUGUGGAUAAAAUACCCUCCUACAGAGACGAGGCGAACUUUGAGGGCAAGCGGAUUUCCUUUUAUAAGAGGGCUCAGAUCCUCGUGGCAGAUUUCUGGGGGAUCAUGGAGGCCAGAGGUGAGGGGAACAUUCACAACCUGGAUUACCUCACCAUGUUUGCGGAUUACAGAGUGCCACAGGCUCUUGUCUACCUGGGGGUACUGCGUUACUCUGAUGCUCUAAUGGAGGCACUGAAAAAGGGUGAAUUGUUGAGUUCGUGUGACAGGAGGGAAGUGGAAAUCCGUGGCUGUUCGAUUUGGUGUGUGGAGAAAAUCAAGAAUCGUCUUUGGCAGCUUGUACAGGAGAGAGACCAGAAGAGCUGUGACAUAAACUCGGCUCUUAUCGAUUUUUACCUGUGGCCUUAUGCAAAACAACAUCAUGAAGAGAUGGCACACAUUCCCAUACACCACACACGAUGCAUAUAUUAUUAAAAUGCCUACAAAAAACUUCACUUUAUCUUUAAUAAAGAAAUUAAAAACUC